CAAGGCAGCGGCGUCGCGAUGGCGGCCGAGCUGCAGCCCGUGUCGGUGUUCGGGUGCCGCCCGUGCGUACCCGGCGGGGUCCGGUUCCUGGGGGAGCGCGAGGUGCUGCACGCGGCGGGGGCGGGGUGCGUGCGGCGGAGCCUGGGGCCCGGCCCGCACUGCUUCGUCCCAGGCACCAAGAAGAGCCGGGGCGUGCAGGCGCUGGCCGUCAGCCCCGACCAGCAAUUCCUGGCCAUUUCCGAGGUGUUGGCAGAGGAGCAGCCAGCCCUGUUAGUGUGCGCGCUGGCGGGGUCACAUCAGCGGAGGAGGCUGGUGGCCAAGGGGCUACCGAUGCGGGAGUCUGUGUCACUGGCCUUCUCCCCCGAUGGCCAGUACCUGGCAGCCGCCAUGGCCCCCCCUGAGGGCCACCUCACCUUCUGGCUCUGGAAGAAGCAGCAGCUGUUGGCGAAGGCCUGCAUUCGAGCCCCGGGCGGUGGUGUCUGCCAGUUGAGUUUUAGUCCUGGAGACAACACACUGGUUUGUGUCACUGGAAAUGGCUUUUUUAAACUUUUUAAGUACAACGAAGGAACUUUGAAGCAGAUAAAUUUACCAAAGGAAGAGCCACAAAACUACCUGUGCCAUACCUGGCUGUCCGAGGAAGAAGUUGUGUGUGGCACUGACACAGGCAAACUUGUGUUGUUUGAAACUGGAGAGCUGCACUGGGAGACAAGUGUAAAGUACAGAAAACCACCCAGGAAACUAGAAGAUGGAACAACAGAAGAAUGUGAGAGGUCGUCUUAUGUCUCUUGUGAACUGGCCUCUGAAGAUGAUGGUUCACAACAGGAUUCUUUGCCUCAAAUAUCUGCAAUUGCAGCUUAUUCCAAAGGCUUUGCGUGUUCUUCUAGCCCAGGAGUUGUUCUUCUGUUUGAGAAGACCAUGGAAAAGGAAGUCUACAAGGAGAGUCAAGAAAUCUGGCUUCCUCAGGACAUGUUCAGCAGUGAGGCAGAACAGUCAUACAGAGAGGACAUUAUAUGCAUAUGCUUCAGCCCCUCUGAGGAAACAAUGGUUGUUAGCACAAGUACAAAUCAACUUUACAUGUUUACUAUGCUCUCCACCAAUCUUACGAAGAAGGAGGCAGCUUAUUUCGUUUAUCUGAAUUUCUCAGUGCACUCUGCUUCAGUCACUGGCCUGGACGUCUGUAUUUGGAAACCCAUUCUUGCUACUUGUUCCCUGGAUAGAACUGUCCGCAUCUGGAAUUACAAUAUGAACACUUUGGAACUGUGUAAGAAAUAUCACGAGGAAGCAUACACAAUAUCGCUUCAUCCCACUGGCCUUUUCUGUUUGAUUGGGUUUUCUUACAAACUACGAUAUAUAAGUCUACUGUAUGACGACAUGCGUGUUUUCAAGGAGUUUUCUGUGAGAAAAUGUAGCGAGUGCUCAUUCAGUAACGGAGGACAUCUUUUCGCUGCAGUUGAUGGAAAUGUGAUUCGAAUUUAUUCCAGCAUCACCUUUGAGAAUAUUCAUAAUCUGAAAGGUCAUAGUGGCAAGGUAUGUGCAGUAAAAUGGAGCGCAGAUGAUACGAAAUUUGUCUCCUGUGACACAAAUGGUGCUGUGUAUGAGUGGAACUUGUUGACAGGUAAAAGGGAGUCAGACUGCGUGCUCAAGUCCUGCAUCUACAGCAGCAUUGCCCUGUCUCCUGAUGCCAAAAUCAUCUUUGCUGUUGGAUCUGACCAAACUCUCAAAGAAAUUUCGGAGUCUUUGAUCCAGUAUGAAGUGCCUGCUUUUGAUGUUGUUUAUACUGCAGUAGCUGUUUCUCAUUCCGGGCACAUGGUGUUUGUUGGUACAUCUCUGGGGACGAUUCGAGCUAUGAAAUACCCAUUACCUUUGAAGGAGGAUUUUAACGAGUAUCAGGCCCAUGUAGGUGCUGUUACAAAGAUGUCCAUAACAAACAAUGACCAGCAUCUGCUUACUGCCUCAGAGGACGGCUCUAUAUUUGUCUGGAAAGUGAAUGAUAAAGUAGGUGAUAUAGUGAAAUAUGAAGAGGAAGCUGAAUAUGCUGAGGAAGUGCUGGUCAUCAGGUCAGAUAUAGAAGAGAAGAGCCAAGCAAUGCUAGACCUACAGCUUCGUGUGAAAGAGCUACAGAUAGAAAAUGAUUACCAGCUGCAUUUCAAGGACCUAUGCUGUGAAUCAAAAAUAAAGGAAUUAGAAGAUAAUUUCACUCAAGAAAUAGGCUUCCUUAAAACCAAACACCAGAUUUUACAGGCAGAGAAAGAAAAACAGGAGCUACAACACCAGUUUCAACUGUCUGAGCUGAUGAAUAAACAGGCCAGGGAGGUGCAACAGCUAGAAUCUGACAGUAAUCAGAAACUAUUAAUGGAAAAUGAGAAAUACCAGGAUCUGCAAGAGAAAUUCCAGAAGAUGCUGAAGGACUAUGUGGAACAAUUGCACAAUUUGGAGGAAAGCAAAAGCAAGGCUGUGAAGGACCUAACAGAAUAUUAUGAGGAAAAACUUAAUGAGAAAUCUGUUCUGCUGAAAGAGGCCAUGGAGAAUAUGAGGCAGCAGCUUCAAGCACAUGAAGAAAUUAAGAAACAAAUUGAAGAAGAUGGAGACCAAGAAAUCCAGGAAAUCCAAAUCAAAUAUAAGAGGCAACUCUUGGAAGAAACGGAAACAAACCUGCAUCUGAAAGGAGAAAUAGGAAUCAUGAAGAAAAGGUUGAAGAGCCAGCUGAAACAGCUCGAUGAGCAGAACAGCAGCAUUGAGGAGCUGAGGCUGGAACAGCAGAAGCUGCAAGGCAUCAUUAAGUCACUGGAUAUGGACAUCUCAGCACUGAAGACAGAGAUUCAAGGGAGAGACGACACUAUCCAAGACAAGGAGAAGGAUAUAUGUGACCUAAAACAGAAAAAUCAGGAACUGGGAAAGCUCAAGUGCAAACUGGAUUGCAGUAUAGAGGAGUUGAAGAAGCAAACAGAGUCACGUGAAAAUGAUAUUAAAACAAUGAAGGAGCAGAUCCGCAAGAUGGAGAGGGAGCUGGACCAGUUCCACAAGGAGAGCGUACAGUUAAAGCUGAACAUCACACGACUGCAACAGAAACUAAAGGCCACUGAUCAUGAGAUGCACAAAGAGAGGCAGAAGAAGCAAGAUAUGGAAACUCUCGUCAAACGAUUUAAAGCAGAUCUUCAUAAUUGUAUGGGCCUAAUUCAGGAUUCAAAAAAAAUGAAGGAAGGGAUCCGUGAGCUCUACACCAAGUAUGCGCAGCAAUCAGACAUGGUGGAGGUUGAAGCAGUGGACACAGAUUUGCAGCAGAAAUACAUGAGACAUCAAGAGUAUCUUGAGAGGAAUUUGGAAGCUUUAAAAAAGAAGGUGGUGAAGGAUCAGGAACUUCAUGAAGCUGCUCACAUACGCAUUGUGCAGGAAAAUGUGAGUCUGAUUAAGGAAAUUAAUGACUUGCGGCAAGAAUUGGAGAUGAGUCGUACCCAGGUACAUGACCUCCAGUCAGCACUAAAAUUAACCAAGAAAAAGCAAGCAAUUCAAGACACAGCUCCCACCAGUGAUCAGCUGUCCAGCCCAGCUGUCCUGAGGUUGAAUGCAGAGAAGGAAAAUGAGAAGAUCAUAGAAAUGCAGCAACUAGAAAUUGAACAGCUGCGAGACCAAAUCCAGAAGAAGGGACAAGUCCUUGCUGUUCAGCCUCUCAAGACACAGCAACAGUGACCUGGUUCAAGAGUGCCUUACACCAUUGUGGUCUCCUGGCAAGAUCCGAAAUACAACGGCAUAGGUUAGACUUCCAUAAUACUGUACUCUUCCUCUAGAAGCAUUUGUGCAGCACUUACUGCUGUGAAUACAAGGCACCAGCUUUCACUUCUUUCUACUUUCCUGGAAUCUGCCCUUUCCAUGAGGCGUAGGAGCUACGAGAAAAAAACAAUGUGUCAGCGCAAGACUGAUCUUUGUGCCUUCCUGCUAAGGGCAGGUACAUACCUUUCUCUUGCAUGUGUCCUAGUUCAGAAAAGCUGGUCAAAUUCUGCAAGCCUUUGCUGCUAGAAUUCUAAUUUGAUAUCAUUGUGCUGCAAAAAUAAAC
This is a messenger RNA of Cuculus canorus (common cuckoo), 4051 nucleotides long. It is a transcript of the gene CFAP57, whose product is annotated as cilia and flagella associated protein 57. The transcript is spliced from 22 exons. Gene Ontology annotation, molecular function: protein binding. The record is from RefSeq and is a predicted model, not a curated record. NCBI's taxonomy places the organism in Eukaryota, Metazoa, Chordata, Aves, Cuculiformes, Cuculidae. The coding region runs from base 19 to 3687 and encodes 1222 amino acids.